Molecule: messenger RNA, 866 nt
Organism: Podospora pseudopauciseta
Lineage: Eukaryota; Fungi; Ascomycota; Sordariomycetes; Sordariales; Podosporaceae
Exons: 3
Coding region: 1-522 (173 amino acids)
Source: RefSeq, a predicted model, not a curated record
AUGCUCUUCAAUCCGCGUGCCAUUGACAUGCUCUUGGAGAACCCAUUUCGCAAAGACAAUUCUGUCCCCUUCGGGCCUCGCCACUCCGGCAAGUCCUCGCCCUCCUUUUUGACGCACAUCUCCACCACACUCAACCCUUCCCACGCCGCGCCGUUUUUGACGACCCUUGAUAUCUGGACUGGUGACCUCGUAUCGACCACUGCCCACCUUACCCUUGCUUUCCCCCUCGCUGUGCUGGGACUGCAUCACAAUCUCAGGGUAAAAAGUCCCCACGGCCUCACGGUCAUAACCUCCAAAGAUAAAAUCCACCCUCUCGAGCCCCUUUUCCUGCGUCGCACCACUGAGAAGGAGGUCCUCCGCCAGUCUCAUAUUCGUCACGGCAACCACAAGAUCAACCCUAAGCCAAUCUUGUACUUUCUCUGCUGCCGGAUAUCAAAGACGCGUUGGGCUGAAGGAGAUACCAGCGCGGCGGCGGGGGACACGACGAGAUUGGUCUUGGGGGCGGAGAUACCGGCGUCUUGAAAGCAAAAUGCGGAGGACUGUGCUUCUGAGGAGCGAUGUUUGGGAGAGGCAGAAGCCAGCCCGAACGGGGGAAAGGUAGGCUCUCUGGGGGAGCUGCUGGGGGUAUCUAAUAUCAGCCAGUACACGGCACACAGAAAUGACAACGGGAGUUGGGAACAUGCCAGAGAUGCAGCACACUACAUCAAUGGGCAGCUGUGAUAAAACAGUCGUGAUCCCCUCCGCAUUUGUAGUGGCUUGCCCGUUCGGGGUAGCUGGGGCAAAGACGCCACUGCUGAGAACCACAAUCGGGGUGGAGGAGUUUUUAGGAUUGCCCCGGAGUUCAACCUUCAAGGGGUUCCCCCCGU